Aspergillus thermomutatus is the source of this 1245-nucleotide messenger RNA. RefSeq lists its product as uncharacterized. The record is from RefSeq and is a predicted model, not a curated record. The transcript has a single exon. Gene Ontology annotation, biological process: phospholipid catabolic process. Gene Ontology annotation, molecular function: hydrolase activity, acting on ester bonds. Bases 1 to 1245 code for a protein of 414 amino acids. Lineage: Eukaryota; Fungi; Ascomycota; Eurotiomycetes; Eurotiales; Aspergillaceae.
AUGUUUACUACCUCUGCGGCCCUUGUGGCAUUGGCCACUCUGGCAUCCAGCCAGAAGGCUCUUCCUGCUGAUCAAAUCCCGUUUAUCGGUGGUGGUGUGCUCCAGAGGAAUGACCCCCGUCUCGCCAACUACACCUUUUCAUACAAAGCUCCCUUUGAUCCGGAAGUCUACGGUGGCUACUACCACUGGGCGGUCAACAACGAGACCGUUGCCAUUGCCAACCUCACCGGUUACGAUGCUCAGGAUGGCUACUUCAUCCCAGAUGGCUCCUACACCAUGUACCCUUUCUUCUCUGUCGGAGAGAAGAACCCCCGCGGCAUCGACCCGGCCCCUCUGUUCGACCACGAAGAGGGCCGUGGCGAGCGCCAGAAGUUCAAGAAGAUCCUUCACGUCAUCUUUGAGAACGAGGUGUUCAGCUGGACCAUGGACGAUCCGUUCUGGCAGCUGCUCGCUCGGCGCGGCAGACUGCUCACCAACUCCCACGGAGUCACCCAUCCUUCCUUGCCCAACUACGCUGCUCUCGUCGCGGGUGACUUCUUCGGCAUGGCCCACGAGGACUUCUACAACAUCGACGCGACCACCGUCUACGAUCUCCUCGACGUCAAGGGCAUCGACUACGCCACGUACGUCGAAUGGUACAGCCCAGCCGUGACCCACCGCGGGCCCCUCGACUGCAACAACUACAUCUUCAACGGACCCAUGGACAACACCAACCCCGUGUGGACCGCGCAGGUCUACCGCCGUCUGGACGUCCCCGCCCUGCUCUUCAGCACCUACACCUCCGACUACGAGCGCUGCACCAAGAUCUACAACGCCACGGAGAAGUUCGCCGACGACGUCAGGUCCCACAAGCUGCCCGCCUACUCUUACUAUGUCCCGGACAUGCUGCACAACGGCCACGACCCCAUGUCGGAUUCAGACUACCAGCAUCAGACCACCACCUCAGGAUACUGGUUCAACGCCUUCCUGGACCUCUACCUGCCGGAACUGGAGAAGCAGGGCACGCUUGUCGUCGCCACCUUUGACGAGGCCACAUGGCAGAACGACGAUGAUUCGAGCCCCAACAACAAUAACCAGAUUGUUACCCUGCUGUUCGGUGCCGGUAUUACCCCCGACACCAAGGACGAUACCUACAUCACCCACUACGGUCUUCUUCGGGGUGCCAUCCAGAACUUUGAGCUGGGAUCGUUGGGUCGGAACGACACCAAUGCGACGAACGGUAACCUGUUUGAUCUUGUUCAUUAA